CUAGCUAAAAUUUAAAGAUAUAUAUAACAAUAUAACAUUGUUCAAUAAUAAUAUAAUAACAUUACUGUAUAAUAAAUUAAAAUUUUAAACAAUAAUAAUAACUAUUAUAACAGUAAAACUUACAAAUUAAAAAAAAAGAAAUGGAUCAUUUAAGUGUUAAUCGAAAUUCACCAUCACCAACGUCAUCACUUGAAAGUAUGGGUAGCAGUAAUAGUUUAACUGGUGUAUACGUUUAUAGAUCAAGAUCAUUUAAUUUUAGAAGAAAAAAAAAACAUCAUUCAUCUUCAGGUGAAAAAAAAAUUUUAUGUGUUACACUACCACAUCAAAGUAAUGAAAUUGAUUUUGAAGAGCCACCAUAUUUAACAAGUCAUAUUAAAAGUACAAGACCAAGAUGUAAUACAGAUCCAUCAAAAUUUAAAAAUCCAAGAUCAGGUGUUCUUGAUAAAUUAGUUAAACAUACAAUACAUAUGAAAUCAAGUCCAAUAGCAAUUGCUGUAAGAUCACCUUCACCUGUGACUGAAAAUAUACAGAAUCAGUAUUCAUUUGAUUUUGAGGAUGAAUCAUCAAUUGGGUAAGUUUUUUUUUUUAUUUAUUAAUUUUCUAUAUCGUAAAUAUUUUACAUACG
Messenger RNA from Condylostylus longicornis, 625 nucleotides. RefSeq lists its product as uncharacterized. The transcript is spliced from 3 exons. The record is from RefSeq and is a predicted model, not a curated record. NCBI's taxonomy places the organism in Eukaryota, Metazoa, Arthropoda, Insecta, Diptera, Dolichopodidae. The coding region runs from base 141 to 575 and encodes 144 amino acids.